UCAAGGACAAGAUCGGGUGCGCCCGAUUUUCUUCAGUCUUCGAACCAGACUCAGUUGAAGAACCUGGUGGAGCCCACACGAGGUAUAGUAUAAGGUUCCCUUUGAGAUAUGCAAGAGCAUAAGCUGUGAUCGAAUGGAGCCAAGCCAUGGCAUUUUGGUCUUGGGCUUGAACCCGGGCCUGCAACACAUUCUUCGCUUGCGUUCGCUGGACCUUGGCCAGGUUAAUCGAGCAGAAGCUCACACCCUUGGAGUCGGAGGGAAGGGGCAGAAUGCGGCAAAAGCUGCAUGCACUUUGGCUUUGGCAUGUGAAAAGGCCAGACGCCGUCGUGUGACAGUGGCUCAGUUCUUGGGUGGCUACACUGGAGAGCAAAUUCGUCAGCUGCAGGAGCAGGAGGGGAUUGAAGAUAUCACAGUGGCAGGUGCCAUGACCCGCGAAUUCAUGACCUUGGUGGAUUUCCCCCAAGACUCAACAGACGGGAUCAACCGGGUCGAUGAAGAUGGGUCAACUCCGUGCUUUGCGACUUCCCCAACGGUCUCGGAGCUCAUCACGCCUUCUGAACCCGUGAGCAUGGCCGCGGCCGAGGAACUCUUAUCGAAAGUAGUCGCUGCUGCUCCUACUUUCAGGGGCAUUCUUUUAAUGGGGACAUGGCCGAGUGGGACCACGCGAGACUUCUACAUGGAAGCAGCGAAAGCCAAGGCCAAUGACGCGGUGGUGCUUUUGGAUGCCGCCAAGCCCGUGCAGGACGUGCUUGACAUCCUUGAAGCUGGCAAUGUGGACAUCUACAAGGUGAAUGCAAUGGAGAUCUGCAACCUCAUGGGCUAUGGGUGCAAGGAGGGCGAGGCAUCUGAAGAGCAAAUCCGCGAAGUAGCAGCCAAAGCGCUUCUACGUUUUUCUGCUGUGAAACACCUGGCAAUCACAGAUGGCGCGAAAGCUUCCUUUCUCUUCUCCCGUGACAGCCGUCAAGGGACUCGUUGCACUCGCUAUGACCUUCCAGCUGUCCCAUGGAGAUGUGCCCGCACCGGAGACUUCAAUUUGCAUUCUUCUUGCACCCAAAGCUGGGCACGAAAGAGGAUCCUGUCAGGUGUUUGUGGUGUAAAUCCAAUCGGAGCAGGUGACACUGUGGCUGGUGUCCUCAUGGCUUCCUUGUGCUUUGGCGUUGCCAAUGAUGUCGAGGAUUGCUGCGUGGGUGAGCGAAUGGAAGACGGGGAGGCGAAGGAGGCGAUGCUCUUUGGCCUGGCUGCGGGCAGUGCCAAGGUGAAGAGUGAAGGAGAAGGAGGAAAGCUUGAUUUUGAGACCAUGAUGGGCCUGAAGGCGGCAAUAACAGCCACAAGAGCCACAAGCCAGUAGGUUCCGUCGCAAAAAGAGGGGGUGUGCCUGUGCCUUCCGCCACUUGUGCUCACGUCUCAAAAGCGGCCGGGAAGAUUUCAUUGAAUUUGAG
Durusdinium trenchii is the source of this 1439-nucleotide messenger RNA. Lineage: Eukaryota; Dinophyceae; Suessiales; Symbiodiniaceae. The record is from the annotation of a GenBank genome assembly.